ACAUUACUGGGACACCCUAGGCGGUAGAAGAAGCCGCUUUUCUGUCAUGCGCAUUGCGGAGAGCCGUUCUUCCCUCUUUCCCGACUUCACCACUCACUGGGAUCAGACCCCUGUCAUGCGCAUUAAGAGUCCUCUAUACAGGCGCUCCUCGCGGCACCGUCGUGCGCUUGCGCUGAGCAGCCCGCGAGGGCGGAAGUGGGAGCUGCGACCGGGAGGAGCUGCCGCUGCGCUCGCUGUGAGGUGGGCAAGCGGCGGAAAUGGCGCCCUCCGGGAGUCUUGCAGUUCCCCUGGCAGUCCUGGUGCUGUUGCUUUGGAGUGCUCCCUGGACGCACGGGCGGCGGAGCAACGUUCGCGUCAUCACGGACGAGAACUGGAGAGAACUGCUGGAAGGAGACUGGAUGAUAGAAUUUUAUGCCCCGUGGUGCCCUGCUUGUCAAAAUCUUCAACCGGAAUGGGAAAGUUUUGCUGAAUGGGGAGAAGAUCUUGAGGUUAAUGUUGCGAAAGUAGAUGUCACAGAGCAGCCAGGACUGAGUGGACGGUUUAUCAUAACUGCUCUUCCUACUAUUUAUCAUUGUAAAGAUGGUGAAUUUAGGCGCUAUCAGGGUCCAAGGACUAAGAAGGACUUCAUAAACUUUAUAAGUGAUAAAGAGUGGAAGAGUAUUGAGCCCGUUUCAUCAUGGUUUGGUCCAGGUUCUGUUCUGAUGAGUAGUAUGUCAGCACUCUUUCAGCUAUCUAUGUGGAUCAGGACUUGCCAUAACUACUUUAUUGAAGACCUUGGGUUGCCAGUGUGGGGAUCAUACACUGUUUUUGCUUUAGCAACUCUGUUUUCCGGACUGUUAUUAGGACUCUGUAUGAUAUUUGUGGCAGAUUGCCUUUGUCCUUCAAAAAGGCGCAGACCACAGCCAUACCCAUACCCUUCAAAAAAAUUAUUAUCAGAACCUGCACAACCUUUGAAAAAAGUGGAGGAGGAGCAAGAGGCAGAUGAAGAUGUUUCAGAAGAAGAAGCUGAAAGUAAAGAAGGAACAAACAAAGACUUUCUACAGAAUGCCAUAAGACAACGCUCUCUGGGUCCAUCAUUGGCCACAGAUAAAUCCUAGUUAAUUUUAUAGUUAUCUUAAUAUUAUGAUUUUGAUAAAAACAGAAGAUUGAUCAUUUUGUUUGGUUUGAAGUGAAUUGUGACUUUUUUGUAUAUUGCAGGGUUCAGUCUAGAUUGUCAUUAAAUUGAAGAGUCUACAUUCAGAACAUAAAAGCACUAGGUAUACAAGUUUGAAAUAUGAUUUAAGCACAGUAUGAUGGUUUAAAUAGUUCUCUAAUUUUUGAAAAAUCGUGCCAAGCAAUAAGAUUUAUGUAUGUUUGUUUAAUAAUAACCUGUUUCAAGUCUGAGUUUUGAAAAUUUACAUUUCCCAAGUAUUGCAUUAUUGAGGUAUUUAAGAAGAUUAUUUUAGAGAAAAAUAUUUCUCAUUUGAUAUAAUUUUUCUGGGUUUCACUGUGUGAAAAAAAGAAGAUAUUUCCCAUAAAUGGGAACUUUGCCCAUUGUCUCAAGAAAUGUGUAUUUCAGUGACAAUUUUGUGGUCUUUUUAAAGGUAUCUUCCAAAAUUUCCUUAUAUUUUUAGGUUAUGCAACUAAUAAAAACUACCUUACAUUAAUUAAUUACAGUUUUCUACACAUGGUAAUACAGGAUAUGCUACUGAUUUAGGAAGUUUUUAAGUUCAUGGUAUUCUCUUGAUUCCAACAAAAUUUGAUUUUCUCUUGUAUUUUUCUUACUUACUAUGGGUUAUAUUUUUUAUUUUUCAAAUUGGAUGAUAAUUUCCUGGAAAAAUUUUUAAUGUUUUAGUAAACAGUAUUUUUUUGUUGUUUCAAACUGAAGUUUACUGAGAGAUCCAUCAAAUUGAACAAUCUGUUGUAAUUUAAAAUUUUGGCCACUCUUUUCAGAUUUUACAUCAUUCUUGCUGAACUUCAACUUGAAAUUGUUUUUUUUUUUUCUUUUUGGAUGUGAAGGUGAACAUUCCUGAUUUUUGUCUGAUGUGAAAAAGCCUUGGUAUUUUACAUUUUGAAAAUUCACAGAAGCUUAAUAUAAAAGUUUGCAUUCUACUCAGGAAAAAGCAUCUUCUUGUAUAUGUCUUAAAUGUAUUUUUGUCCUCAUAUACAGAAAGUUCUUAAUUGAUUUUACAGCCUGUAAUGCUUGAUGUUUUAAAAUAGUAACAUUUUUAUAUUUUUUAAAAGACAAACUUCAUAUUAUCCUGUGUUCUUUCCUGACUGGUAAUAUUGUAUGGGAUUUCACAGGUAAAAGUCAGUAGGAUGGAACGUUUUAGUGUAUUUUUACUCCUUGAAGAGCUAGAAUACAUAGUUUUCACCUUAACGGGGAGAACCACAAACAAUGAAUCAACUGACCAUUAUGUAGUAGACAAUUUCUGUAAUGUCCCCUUCUUUCUAGGCUCUGUUGCUAUGUGAAUCCAUUAGAUUUAUAGUAUUGUAAUAUACAAGUUUUCUUUAAAGCCCUCUCCUUUAGAAUUUAAAAUAUUGUACCAUUGAAGAGUUUGGAUGUGUAACUUGUGAUGCCUUAGAAAAAUAUCCUAAGCACAAAAUAAACUUUUCUAACCACUUCA
This is a messenger RNA of Symphalangus syndactylus (siamang), 2606 nucleotides long. RefSeq names its product thioredoxin related transmembrane protein 1 (gene TMX1). Gene Ontology annotation, molecular function: disulfide oxidoreductase activity. NCBI's taxonomy places the organism in Eukaryota, Metazoa, Chordata, Mammalia, Primates, Hylobatidae. Gene Ontology annotation, cellular component: endomembrane system. The record is from RefSeq and is a predicted model, not a curated record.